CCCGCGUGUCGUCAACGUCCGCAUCUCAUCUUCUCCUCACCUCACUCACUCUCUCCGUUCACCAUCGCUGCACCGCAGCUUCAAUGGGCCGCUCUACCGCUUCCCCUCGUUUACUUUCUCUUCAUCUUCGUCUCUUUUCAUCGCUGCGCUCUCGUUCUUCCACCUCUUCUUCGUUAGGGCAAAAUGGUCGUCUUUCUCGAUCUGGACGAUGAAGCCGUCGAGCCCCCAGAUCAGCAUCGGGAUUGGCUGCGCGUGCAAAGGGGGAGUGCGGGCGUUUUACGGAGCUUGAAUAUCAAUAAAGAAGGGGAGGACGUGGAGAGGGAGAAUCCGAAUAGGGAGAAGGCGUGCACGAAGGCGUUGGGGUGUUAUCCGGUUAUAACCUCGAUAGCCUCCCACAUCGAUCUCAACACCCUCGAUGCACUGUCCCUCACCUGCCGCCAGAUCCGUGCCAACCUGCUCCAAUUCCGCAGUCAAAUCAUCACCUCGACACUUCAUUGCGAAAACGAGGAUGUCGAGCUCGAGCCCGAACAUACCUUCAGAUACCGUGCCAGGGCCGCAGACUGGUAUUUCGUAGAAUCAGGGAGAGAAGCGCCUGGAUCAGGAACUGGAAAGGUUGGAGAUUGUGCCAGGGACAUGGUGGGUGGAUGCAGGAGAUGUGGAAGGGUUAUUUGCAGAAAUUGCACGAUUAAACCCCCAGCACCAGUCCUCCUCACCCAUCGCCACCGCCGCAUCUGCAAAGCCUGCUCACGAGUCCCUCUCUCCUCUCUCGUCGCUCCCGCUCCCGUCACCCACGCACACGAGAUCUCCUCUUCUCCACCGACAACACUCUCUGCCGAGACCCUCAAGCGUGAAGUUUGCAGCUGCCCGACACACGGCGUCUGGCUCUGCCAACCCUGUGGCCGCAGCCUUCGCAGCGCAGACACGGAAUACGAGAGUAUCUGGAAAUGGCGAACCCGCUACCUACCCUCUCUUGGCGGUCUCGGCGUCGGCAUCGGAGAAGGGAACCGUGGCGUGCCUUGCGGUCGAGGAGGAGAGUGCGUAGCAGCUCGAGAAGUCGAGCAAGAAAUCGACUGCGAUGCAGAAGACGCGCGGGAGAUUGACAGCAAUAGCCGUACCGCGAGUCCGCCUUCAAGUCCUGGGAGUAGUUCGACGCAGGUUGGAACUCCCGGGAGUGAGAGAAGUGGACAGAUGGGGCCGGGAUAUGCGAGGCAUGAGAUUGAGGGUAUUGGCGGCGUGGUCAAAAAGAAGUUGGUGCGGAUGGUGAAGGUGGGCGCUUGUGUACCCGAGUGGGGGGAUGAGAAGGAGAUGGGGAAGUUCUUGGUGAGGGAGCAGGAGGGGAGGGCGAGAAGUUGGUGUGGAUGGUGUUGGAGGGUUGUUCCGGGCUUGAAGGAUGUAAUUGAAUGAGCGCGCCAGCGUGCGAGUCCACGAACUUGAGAGUCUGUCUGCGAGCAUCGGAACUUGGAACAUGGAAACAUGGGAGCGGGGAGUGGGAUGGAGCAUGGAAUUGGUUGCAUUGGAUUUGAAGCAACAAAACUGGUUGCGGAUGGAUGGUUUGAGCACAUAAAACGAACCCUAGUUUCUGAUGAUUUUGCAGGCCACUGCAUGGUGAGUUCAAAUACGUUUAAAGUCGUGUCGUUAAUUAGCAACGAGGCAUGCUUUACGAUCAAUUCUAUUCAAUUCUAUUCAAUUCUAUUC
This is a messenger RNA of Hyaloscypha bicolor E, 1695 nucleotides long. RefSeq lists its product as uncharacterized. The transcript has 3 exons. The record is from RefSeq and is a predicted model, not a curated record. NCBI's taxonomy places the organism in Eukaryota, Fungi, Ascomycota, Leotiomycetes, Helotiales, Hyaloscyphaceae. The coding region runs from base 184 to 1404 and encodes 406 amino acids.